This is a messenger RNA of Plasmodium fragile, 906 nucleotides long. RefSeq lists its product as uncharacterized. The transcript has a single exon. Lineage: Eukaryota; Apicomplexa; Aconoidasida; Haemosporida; Plasmodiidae. The record is from RefSeq and is a predicted model, not a curated record. The coding region runs from base 1 to 906 and encodes 301 amino acids.
AUGAAGAGCAUGUUCUGGCAGUUGCGUACAUAUGUGGAUGUAAAGACAUAUGGUCCAAUGAUAAAGACCAUGUGUAAUUACAAAAUACACAAAGAAGCUUAUCUGAAAGAUAUACGUAACAAAUUGUUAUGUAUGGAAGUGGCGACAAUAUUUUAUUAUAUGGAGGGAUUGAAUAAAACAGGAACCGCACAGAGUAGUAUGCAUCAAGGAGCAGGCGAGCUGUGGAACUACCUAAGAUGCAUCAUAGGCACCUGGACCCUCAUGAGGUUACAUGGCAACAAAUGUCACAUAACAGCAAUAACGACACAUGUUUCCACAUUAAUGCGUACGCUGGAGCAAAGCUUCCAUGCUCCAACUCAUAGACACAAAUGUGCUUGGGUUAAAUUUGAGGAACUAAAAAUUGGAACACGCCUUAUGGGGGCAGCCAUGGACGAAUGGAUAACCGAAUGGAAACGCAGAAGGCCUAAUAUAACUCAGGGCAAGAGAGCAGGCGGAUGUGAUCAGGUCGGAGGAGGGCGGAUGGGGGAAGCAAGUGCAGCAGGAGAUGGACCAAGCAACAACAUUGAUAUAUUGAAAAGUGAGAAUUUAGACACACUAAAAAGCUUGAUCGAGACGAAGGAGUAUCUACCGAAAGCUAGGGUACACAAAAUAAUUGAAGAUGUCAGGGCCAGUAAUGACCAGGAGACAGGUAGAAAAAUAAUAAAGGACGAAAUAGAGACAUGGGACCACGAAAGGACUAAAAUACCAUCCAAUGCAGCAGAGACAUCAUCACCACCAGCAGCUCCAUCGGGCGCGUCAGAACACGGUAAUACACGUAACGCAGGUGGCACCAGCAAGCCCGCCACGGCGCCUACUGAGCCGGCUGCAACACUACCAUCCGGGGAACCGCCAGGUAAGACCGCUUAG